Spodoptera exigua (beet armyworm) is the source of this 1475-nucleotide messenger RNA. The record is from the annotation of a GenBank genome assembly. Lineage: Eukaryota; Metazoa; Arthropoda; Insecta; Lepidoptera; Noctuidae.
CGCAAUAAAGUCUUUCAUAUGCUUAUGUCAUGGAAUGGCGUCCAUUUCUCUAAUAUAACCACGCCUCGUUGUAUUUAUUUCUGAAUUGCUUUUAUUUUGUAGUUUAAUUACAAUUAAUUGCCGUUAAUUCAACAUCCUUGAAAGAUCUUUUUAGACUGUACUACGAGUCAUAACCAUGGCUGAGCCCCAAGAACGGUUCGUGAACGUUGUUCCGACGUCUCGUGUCAAAGUUAAGAAAGAAAUAGUCCACGAUGAUGACGAUGCUUUCCACUGCCGUCUCUGCUGGAAGGGGUUUGCCAGUGAGGUAGCACUCAGGAACCAUGCCCGCAUGGAGCAUAUUGAUGCCUAUGCCUCCGGAAACCCUGCUGUUUGGACUCAUGUCAACGAUAAGAAGAAACAACCAACAGAAGACCAUAUCAUCAAGUUGAAGACAGAACAGGUGCUCUCGGAGAUGGAACCCACGAGCGUCAUGGCUUUAGCCUCCAAUGACGUCAGCUACAUCAUCAUCAAAGCUGAAGAUGGACCGGAAACCAAGAAGAAGAGGAUCGAACGGGUCGGGAAAAAAGAUAAGGAGGAGAAACAGGUGCAGAGGAAGGACAAAUCUGAGCCUAUUACCGGUCCCUUUGAAUGCCUUCAACCCUCAACUCUAGUAGCUGACGGCACCUGCCACCAGAUCUUCUUCUCAUGCUGUGAAUACUCAGUACACUACCGGGAUGAGCACACGCGCCGUAGGAAAGGGCUCCGAUGCCAAGUUUGCGAGAAACCCCUCGCCUGCAGCGGGGAGGAGGCACCGGCACCCUACGCUUGUGAGGUUUGCGGCCUAGGCUAUCAGACUAACAAGGAACUGUCGGAACAUAUGGCGAUAGCUCAUGUUAAGCUAAAACCCUUUGAAUGCAGCGUCUGCCAUAAAAGAUUUACUCAGCAGGGUGGAGUCCUCCAACACAUGAGAAUGCACACCGGAGACCGACCAUUCCCCUGCACAUUCUGUCCAAAGGCCUUCACCCAAAAAUCAGGCCUAGACCAACACCUCCGCAUUCACACCAAAGUUAAACCCUAUCGAUGCGUUGUUUGCAACAAAACAUUCUGUCAAUCUGUACACUUGAAGCAACAUAUGCGCACACAUACUAACGUAGCUCCAUUCCAAUGUGGAAUAUGUGACAAGCGAUUUAAACAAAGCAGUCACUUGAACUAUCAUCUCAAAAACCAUAAUCCAGCCGUUAUGACUGAAGAGCAAAGAGCUAAGUACUCCGAACUGAUUGGAAUGAUGAAUAAUCAAGUUUUAGAACAAGAAGCUACAGUACAAGUCGAAACAGAAGUUGAUAGCGAAUGGUGCGUUGCUAUUUCAGAAAGCUGAAGAAAUAUAUUAAGUUUAGACAGACUUGUGAUGUGUUAAAAGUGAUUCAUGUAGUGUCUAGUUCAGUGUUAUGGACUGUCCAGACCAUAUGUACUUAAGUAUCGUCAUGAGCUAAUGGUGA